AUGAGGAAUAGAGAUUGUGUACUAUGCAAAAAGGCAAAAGAGAGUAUGGAGCAUUUGUUCAUCCAAUGUCACUAUGCUGAAGAAGUAUGGGACAGGCUGCUAAGGUGGAUUAAUGUACAUAGCAACAUGCCAAAGUCUUUGACAGAGUUUAAUCAAUGGUGUGUUAAAAAUGGGAAAGGGAAGACUGUUAGAGCUCAAAUAUUCAAAGGGGUACUUGCAGAAGGAGUCUAUGGAGUGUGGAGUGAAAGAAACAAGAGAAUUUUUGAGGAAAAGAGUAGCUUGAUUGAUGAAGUUGUUAAGAGGAUAGCUUAUGUAACUACAGCUAGAUUUCCCAAUAGUCAUAUCAAUGUUAUUAAACAUAGGAAGAUUUGA
This is a messenger RNA of Solanum lycopersicum (tomato), 372 nucleotides long. The record is from RefSeq and is a predicted model, not a curated record. NCBI's taxonomy places the organism in Eukaryota, Viridiplantae, Streptophyta, Magnoliopsida, Solanales, Solanaceae.